AUGGCCUCAACGGGGGCAGACGCAGCCAACGGCGCAUCGAACGGCACAAAUGGAAACCCCGCCAGCUCUGGUCCGACUCCAGCUCCAUCCAACGGGCAAAAAGUCCCAAACUACCGACUCGCUUAUACUCUAACUGGGCACACAAAGUCGGUCUCCUCUGUAAAGUUCUCGCCAGACGGCAAAUGGCUCGCCACAUCAGCGGCGGAUAACGAUGUCCGGUUAUAUGACGCCCUUACCGGCGAGUUUAAGAUGACUUAUUUGGGGCAUAAGCAAGGAAUAUCGGAUAUUGCAUGGGCAUCAGAUUCGAGCUUAAUUUGCUCUGCAUCAGACGACAAGACCAUAAGAAUAUGGAAGGUCGAUUCGCCAGAGUCAAUACGUAUUCUGAAAGGGCAUUCAAAUUACGUCUUCUGCGUCAACUUUCACCCUUUGAACAAUAUGAUCGUUUCUGGAUCCUUUGACGAAUCAGUACGGAUAUGGGAUGUGCAAAAGGGCAAAUGCCUGAAAGUGCUACCUGCGCAUUCCGAUCCUGUAUCGGCAGUGUGCUUCAAUCGCGACGGCACGGUUAUCGUGUCGUGUAGCUAUGAUGGAUUGAUCCGUAUCUGGGAUACCGCAACGGGAGACUGUCUCAAGACCUUCAUCGAUGACGGAAAUCCGCCAGUCUCCUUCGUCAAAUUCUCCCCUAACGGAAAGUACAUCCUCGCCUCAACGCUCGACAGCACACUCCGGCUAUGGAGUUACUCGAACGGCAAAUGCCUGAAAACAUAUACAGGCCACGAAAACUCGAAAUACUGCGUGUUCAGCACGUUUUCCGUGACUGGCGGGAAAUGGAUCGUUAGUGGGUCCGAGGACAAGAUGAUCUAUAUUUGGAACUUGCAGACAAAGGAGAUUGUGCAGAGGUUGGCGGGGCAUACUGACGUAGUCCUAUGCGUUGCGUGUCACCCAACAGUCAACAUGAUCGCGUCUGGCGCGAUAGAUGGUGACCUGACGGUCCGAGUGUGGGUGGAUGGUCCGUUCCCUAUACCGCCACCGGCACCAGCUCCAGCAUAA
This is a messenger RNA of Fimicolochytrium jonesii, 1047 nucleotides long. RefSeq names its product will die slowly. The transcript has 8 exons. The record is from RefSeq and is a predicted model, not a curated record. Gene Ontology annotation, cellular component: Set1C/COMPASS complex. The coding region runs from base 1 to 1047 and encodes 348 amino acids. Lineage: Eukaryota; Fungi; Chytridiomycota; Chytridiomycetes; Spizellomycetales; Powellomycetaceae. Gene Ontology annotation, molecular function: histone binding.